CAGACUACAGAAGAGUGCAGACAAUGGGAAAAAAAAAAGCUUCUCUCUUUGUGCCCCCCUCUCUAUCUUUGCAACUUCAUCUUCCAUCUCUGUCUCUCUCUCUCUCCCAUCUUUACCCAUAACCCUAAAGACCAGCAAGGGCAAACUAUUUCCUUUGCUGUAUAAGCUGCUCCAUCGGAGUCCAGUCUUUUCAGCUUCUCUCGAGGAAAGGGUCGGGCGUAGAGGGGGAGAGAGAGGAGCUGCUUCAUUUGCUACAGAUUCUUGUUUUAUUUGCUCUCUAUUUGCUAUCAAUAACUUAUUUGUUCUUCGUUGUUUUUCCGAUAAGAAACCCAAAUCAAUGCUUUGAAGCCCUAGUAGAUUAAUGUUGUGUUUUGAUCUUCUAUAGUUAAAGUUAAAACACUGUACUAUUACAAUGGCAUCGGGUCUUGACUGUGCUGUUUCAAGCCUUCUUUGCGAGGAGGAUUGCAGUAUCUUUCUGGAUGACUUAGACACUAUAAAUCGUCCUAAGAAUCAUCAAAAUCAUAGCUUUGAAUGUGAUGAUGAAUACUUGAUUGGGUUUCCAGUACUGAAUGAUGAGUGUUUUACCUUGAUGCUGAAAAGUGAAUGUGACCAUUUGCCUGCUAGAGAUUAUCUGGAUAGAUUGAGAAACAGGGACUUGGAUUUUGAUGCUAGAAUGCAGGCCAUUGAAUGGAUUGGAAAGGUUCAUGCCCACUUCAAUUUUGGACCUCUAUGUUCAUAUCUGUCUAUUAACUAUCUGGACAGGUUCCUUUCGAUCUAUGAGUUACCUGAUAAAGCUUGGAUGAUGCAGUUGUUAGCUGUGACUUGCUUGUCUAUUGCAGCCAAAAUGGAGGAGACUGAGAUGCCAUUGUCACUAGACUUACAGGUGGGUGAGAUGAAAUUCUUGUUUGAGGGUAAGACCAUACAAAGAAUGGAGCUACUAGUUUUGAGUAGAUUGAAAUGGAGAAUGAAGGCAGUCACCCCAUUCUCCUUCAUAGACUAUUUUCUCAGAAAAAUCUACAUCACUGAUGAAACUCCUCCAAAAUCUCACAUCCUUCACUCCAUCCGUCUCAUAUCAAGCAUAGUAAAAGGGAUUGAUUUCUUGGAGUACAGGCCCUCAGAGAUUGCAGCAGCAGUGGCAAUGGCUGUUGUUGAAGAUGACAAGGAAAAACUCAUCUCUCUGUUCAUUCAACAUGUAGACAAGGAGAGAUUGUUAAGGUGUUUUGAAUUGAUCAAUGGGUUGCAUCUAUCUGAUAAGGCUCCGAGUGUUAUUUCCCAAUCGAUACCCCAAAGCCCGAUUGGUGUGCUGGAUGCGGCUGGCUUGAGCUAUAGGUCUGAUGAAUCAAUAGCUGUUUCAUCUGCUGAUUGUUCGCCAAUUGACCCGAAGGCUAAGAAAAGGAAGCUGAACACACCCCUCUUGGCUUCAGAACCCUGAUUCUCAAAUGAUUUGAUUGAUGAGGAAUUGGUUCAAGAGAGAAGGUUGCUUGCUGCUAUCUGUCCUUAUGGCAAUUACAUAACAAAUUUAAUAAGAUAUGUUGAUUAAUAUAAAGAUGAGUACUUAUGAUACUGAGGUUUUUAAUUUUCUAUUGAGAACACAUAAACAUGUUAAAUUUUAUUUGGUUUAUGGGAAAGUGAUGGAAGAAAAUGUGGAAUUU
Molecule: messenger RNA, 1652 nt
Organism: Impatiens glandulifera
Lineage: Eukaryota; Viridiplantae; Streptophyta; Magnoliopsida; Ericales; Balsaminaceae
Product: cyclin-D4-1-like
Exons: 6
Coding region: 413-1432 (339 amino acids)
Biological process (GO): regulation of cyclin-dependent protein serine/threonine kinase activity; mitotic cell cycle phase transition
Cellular component (GO): nucleus; cyclin-dependent protein kinase holoenzyme complex; cytoplasm
Molecular function (GO): cyclin-dependent protein serine/threonine kinase regulator activity
Source: RefSeq, a predicted model, not a curated record